UAGGAGGAACGAAUGUCUCAGGCUGUUUCUCUUCUUCUGGAGUAUCGCUGUGGCCUGUCUCCGUCGCUCCCAUCAGCGGUUCCAGUUUGGGGACAUCAAGUUGAUGCCAUUUGCGUCGCCCCUGCUCGCAUAGGGCGUCGUGUCUGUCUUCGCCAAGCUUGCAGCUUCUCUCUGGUUUAAAGCCUUUAAUCUGCUCGGUAUCCUCCCCGAAGAGACGGCAGUAGUUUUGAGUGUGAAAGGUUUUGGUGUUGGCCGGGCGAGUUUGGUUUAGGCGGAGUGUGUCACCAUGCCGAGAUACUACUGUGACUACUGCGACACGCAUCUAACUCAUGAUUCUCCUUCUGUGAGAAAACAACAUUGUGCAGGAUAUAAGCACAAGGCCAAUGUUCGGCAGUACUAUCAGCAAUUUGAGGAGCAGCAGACGCAGAGUUUGAUUGAUCAGAAAGUGAAAGAACACUUGGGACAGACAGCAGCUGCAUUGGCCCAGCAACAAGUUGGUGGAGCUGUUUAUUCACACUUAGCUGGUAUGGGAGGUGGUUACAAACCUAUGGCUGCUUCAGGACUGUUACGUCCCCCGAUGUUGGCCGCUGUACGGCCUCCUGUCCUGCCUCCACCAUCCGGACCUGCUUCUGGCUAUGGAAGUGGGGCGCUACCCUCGUACAGACCUCCAGUGGUUCAGCCACCUGGCAGCGGCUCCACUCAAUAUUACAAUGGUCCCUCACAGUUACAAUAUUCAACAAGUAAUGGCGCAUCACAGUAUUCGGUGAACAAUAGUUCAGUACCACAGUCUUACUCCUCAAGUAGCACGGGUGCUCAGUCUCAGUAUGUGUCGAGUAUCAACGGUGGACAGGCUCAAUAUCAAACAAGUAGUGGAGGUUCUCAGCAGCAGCAGUAUUCCAAUGGACCAACUCGGGCGCCUAUUCCAUCAACAUACAAUCCGGGGCCCGCUUAUCAAAGGUAGACUGGUGUAAGUGAGAUGAGAACCCUCAGUGUGGAAUUGGACUGCUAUGGUCUGAUCAGUAGACAUGCAUUUGUCUUGAGGCUACUUGGAUCCAAUAUGCUCAAAAUCACAUGCAGCGGAUGGUAUUCCACGAUCUUUCUACAUUGACGAGUUUUUCAAGGCGUUUCUGGCGGGAGGUUUCGGUGCAGGUAGUGAUUUCUGGUAAAGAUGUACUUGCAUAGGCUAGAGUCAGGUAAACAGUCUUCUCGAUGGACUGACAAAUGCUUCAUCAUCUUCAAGUCUCAACUGUGUUUGCGGAUGUGUUUGUAAGUGAUGCCACAUUCUGGUUUGAGGUAUUUCUAUCAAAAUAGGGAGCUGGGGCAAUCAUACGACUUUUCAUAUCUUAUAGAUAGUUGAACAGAAGUUGGUCCAACUGAGAAUGAGGUGUGGUCGAGGAGAAUGGCAACAGAUUCGGCACGAAGGUAUCCUCGUUUGGUUUCUGUUGAACUCAUUUCUGAUUUCAGAAUCAGCAUAGCACAUGUGAAUGUGCCUUGCUUGAUUCAGAUUGUUAUGUGAAUCCUACACCGCAUCAUAUGGGCGCUUUGUGAAGGUUUGUCAGUGUUAUGAUUAAUGGAUCUGGUUGAAAGGUAAGUAACGGUGUCACUUGAAAUCGGCUGUGUGUAGAGUCUACUUCAUGAGUCAAUCGUUGUAAAUUUCACAUUAUUAUUGUCAACAACAAUGACUUCAAAUCUGAACCAUGAAUUCUGAGUUAGUUCGCACAUAUUACUAUGUAAGUCAUACCGUCGAUCGUUAACUUACAAUCAACACUUGGGUCUGAUCAAUUUUUUUUUUCCUUAGCAUUAUACCAUACUCGUAAUUAGUGUGUUCAAUCUCUCGUUUCACUUCUUUGUAAGUAUUUUUACUUUCAUAAGUUUACACAGGUGGUCGUAUCGAUUCCAGGAUGUUUGCGCUGUAGCAUGAUCUUCUUUCCUCCCCCAGGUGCAGUUUAACACGUCUUGCGAUAUUGUUAUUUUUGGCAUUUGUGAUGAAAUGUGUUCAAGAGAAUCCUGUCGCUUAUAUGUCGAGUAUCAAGGGUACAGAGGUUCAGUACCACAAAGGCACUGGAGGUUUUCAGCAGCCGUUUUCCAUUGAAUCAACUGUAUGCUUGCGCCAUCAACAUACAACCAAGGACUGGUGUGUCAAAGAUAGAAUGAUGCGAGCAAAAUGUUAACUCUUAGCUCUUAGGUACUUCAUGAAUCAAAAUGUCAAGAUCGAAAGUUGGAGCGCGAAGUCACGUGACCUUAAGGAUCUCGUAGGCUCAAGGUCUCAUUACAUGUUGUCAAUAUUGAUGAAUGGUCUGCAUUGUGAAUUAUUACCUG
Messenger RNA from Physcomitrium patens, 2319 nucleotides. RefSeq names its product U1 small nuclear ribonucleoprotein C. Gene Ontology annotation, cellular component: nucleus; U1 snRNP. NCBI's taxonomy places the organism in Eukaryota, Viridiplantae, Streptophyta, Bryopsida, Funariales, Funariaceae. Gene Ontology annotation, molecular function: zinc ion binding; pre-mRNA 5'-splice site binding. The record is from RefSeq and is a predicted model, not a curated record. Gene Ontology annotation, biological process: mRNA splicing, via spliceosome; spliceosomal snRNP assembly; mRNA 5'-splice site recognition.